Funneliformis mosseae is the source of this 2286-nucleotide messenger RNA. NCBI's taxonomy places the organism in Eukaryota, Fungi, Glomeromycota, Glomeromycetes, Glomerales, Glomeraceae. The record is from the annotation of a GenBank genome assembly.
AUGAUUGUUUUUACUGUAAUUUCGGGUGCGAAAAACGAAGAUCCUUUAUGCUAUGUUGUAGAAGUAGACGACGAAGUACAAAUAAUGCUAGAUUGUGGUUGGAACGAUGAAUUUAAUGUCGAAGACUUGAAAAAUCUGAGAAGAGUCGCGAAACAAGUGGAUGUACUUCUACUUUCACAUCCUGAUUUACAGCAUUUAGGAGCAUAUCCAUAUGCUUACGGACAUUUUGGUCUUUCAUGUCCAGUUUAUGCCACAUUGCCAGUUUUAAAUAUGGGAAAAAUGUGUUUAUAUGAUGUUUUUCAAUCAAAAAUAAAUGAGUCAGAAUUCGAUACUUUUGAUUUAAAUACUGUUGAUACUGCAUUUGACCAAAUUCAUACGUUGAAAUAUUCACAGCCCAUAUCGUUAGGAGUCAAAUUCAAGGGUAUUACGAUUACAGCGUAUGCAGCAGGACACACAAUAGGUGGUACAAUAUGGAAGAUAAAAAAGGAUGCUGAGGAGAUUGUGUACGCUGUUGAUUAUAAUCACAAGAAGGAAAGGCAUCUUGAUGGUACUGUCUUACACAAAGAUGGUGUAGUUCUUGAUGCUUUGAGUCGACCUACUUUAAUGAUAACAGACGCGUACAAUUCUCUUAUAGUUCAUCCUGCAAGGAAACAUCGUGAUACUGCUUUAUUUGAAACAAUAAUGACAACUUUACAAGAUAGUGGAUCAGUGUUAUUACCAACAGAUUCAUCUGCAAGAGUUUUAGAAUUGGCAUAUUUGUUAGAUCAACAUUGGGCAUUUCAUCAAGUUUCAUAUCCUCUGAUAUUCUUAAGUCAUCAAAGUUAUAAUACAAUAAAGUAUGCAAAAAGUAUGUUGGAAUGGAUGAGUGAUGCUAUCAAUAGACAAUUUGAUAACAAAAGAGAAAAUCCUUUUGAAUUUAGAUAUCUUCGAUUAUGCACGCGUUACAAAGAAUUAUCAAAAUAUCCGGGACCUAAAGUUGUUAUAGCAAGUAACGUUAGCUUAGAAACAGGAUACGCUAGAGAUCUAUUUUUAGAAUGGGGAACAUCACCCGAUAAUGCUGUAAUAUUAACUGAUCGGGGACCACCAUAUUCUUUGGCAAGAAAAUUAUAUUACGAAUGGGAGAAACGAAGUGAUGAAGAUACUAGCAAUAUCGGACCCGUGAAACCUGCUGUUUUGUUGGAUUUACCUAUGUCUCUUGAGAUAAGGAAAAAGGUUCCGUUAGAAGGUCAAGAGCUUAUAGAUUAUAUAAGUGAUCAACGUAAAAAGCAAGAGCGUGAAGCAGCACAAGCGGCUCUUAUCGCUAAAUCACGUUCUAUAAUUGAGGAGGAUGAAACUGAUGGAUCAGAAAGUGAACUUGGUGAUAAUGAUAUAGAAGAAUUACUUUCCACACAAUUUGAUCUUUAUGUUAGGGAUGCAACUAAACUUGGAGGUUUUUUUAAACAAACUCAAAGUUACUUAAUGUUUCCAUAUAUCGAAAAGAGGAAAAGAUACGAUGAGUACGGUGAAAUCAUCCAAGCAGAUCAAUUUAAAAAUAAAGGAAUGGAAGGAUUAGGACUCAUGAUUGAUGGUGAGAAUGGCGAUAGAAUGGAAGGUGAUAGCGAUGAUGAUUCUGAUAAAGCAGAUCAAUCGACUGUUGAUUCAAAUGUACCGACGAAAUAUGUAUAUUAUGAUGAAGAAAUACACUUCCAAUGUCAAUUAAGAUUUAUUGAUUUAGAGGGCACAAAUGAUGGCCGAUCGUUGAAAACAAUUGUGCCUCAAGUUCAACCAAGAAAAUUGAUAGUUGUCCACGCAUCAUAUGAAGCAACUAAAGAUUUUAAGUCGAGUUGUUCGGCUCUCCAAUCAAUGACACGUGACAUAUAUACACCCGAUGUCGGUGAAUCAUUGAAUGUUUCUGAGGCCAUAAAUUUCUAUCAAGUUAAAUUAACUGAUUCAUUGGUCAGCUCAUUAAGGCUUUCAAAGUUGGAAGAUUACGAUAUUUCAUUCAUAUCUGGAAAAAUACAUCUUCCCCCAGAUUCGUCAUUUCCCAUACUUGAUGUAAUGCCAAUUGAAGAGUAUGCGGCCAGUGAUAAUCCUGUAUUCGUAGGUGAAAUUAAGCUUACAGAAUUGAAACGGGUACUGCAAUCGGAAGGAAUUACUGCGGAAUUUAAAGGUGAAGGUGUCUUGGUUUGUAACGAAAAAGUAGCCGUUAGAAAAACACCAACUGGACAAUUAACCUUAGAAGGCUCUUUAUCAGAUGAUUAUUUUAAAAUACGUUCGAUAAUAUAUGGGCAACAUGCUAUUUUGUAA